AUGGUGAUGCAGGUUCAUGCUGUUGUGGUACUCUACAAUUAUUACCAGAGGAAACAACAUCCAGAACUGGAGUUUCUAGACUUUGAGUCAUUUUGCAAGUUAGCUGCGACUUUGAAACCAACAUUGAUGGCACACAUGAAACUCAUGCAACAGUCUGAUAAUAUUGAGUUUGAUGACCUGGAAAAUCAGCUUUCAGCAACAGAGAAAGCAAUUAUGGAUGCAUGUAAUAUAUCCUUGGUUCUAGAUGCAUCAAAAGAUGUUCCAAUCAUAGAGGGAUGGCCAAUUUCCAAAGUUGCUGUAUUGUUGAUAGACUCCAGGAAAGAGAACUGCUUGCUGCAAUUUAGUACAAUCACCCAUGGGAUUUGGUCAGUCAUUGAAAAAGAUCUUGAUGCAUUCAAUACUAAUUCAGACAGUCCUGUGGGGGGAAAACACACAAACAAAAGGAAAAAAGUCAGUAAAAAAACUUUGAAAGAUGAACAGGAUGCUGAUGAAACUGGUUUUCGGCAGCUUGCAUUUUCAGCUAUUAAAGAAGCAACAGCAAACACCCAUAUCUACAAGACAGGGUUAAAGACCAAGCAAAUCAACUGCGAUUUGAUGUUGUUUAGAUAG
Ilex paraguariensis (yerba mate) is the source of this 609-nucleotide messenger RNA. Lineage: Eukaryota; Viridiplantae; Streptophyta; Magnoliopsida; Aquifoliales; Aquifoliaceae. The record is from the annotation of a GenBank genome assembly.